GCCCACACCACAGCUAGUCUGUGUCACAUGAUGCCCUUCCUGUCCUAUGCUAUACCGUUCUCCUGUGGCCCUGAUCCUCAAGUCUGCUGCAAGUUGGAUUUUAUCAACAGCAAGUGUUACUAUGGACAAGAAAAGGUGCCACCCAUCCGUGUUGACGACAGCAACGUGGCUUAUCUGGCUGAGGAACUGUGGGAACAGUUUCAGAAGAAGGCUGAGUUAUACCAGCAUGGGGUUCUACUGGUACCACAUGGGGAUGACUUCCACUACAGAUACUCUACAGAAUGGGAUAGGCAGUUGGGUAACCUCACCAAGCUCAUGAAUUUCAUCAACACAAACCCACGCAUGAACACAAAGAUAAGAUUUGGAACACUGAGUGAUUAUUUUACUGCAUUGGCCAAGAAAUCCACAGCCACUGAAGCACUACAGAUCCCGACACUGGCUGGAGACUUCUUCACCUAUACUGACCGUGCUGACCAGUACUGGAGUGGCUACUACACGUCCAGGCCACACCUCAAACACAUGGCCCGCAAAAUCCAGGCCAUUCUCAGGUAGUAACACUGGCACUAUUGUACAAAUGUGUAGUCAUGUGAACCUUACACUGCCAGUUGGAAAUGAAUUGGUUCGUUGUGGAAGUGUCACCG
This is a messenger RNA of Mizuhopecten yessoensis (Yesso scallop), 641 nucleotides long. Its product is annotated as alpha-mannosidase 2-like. Gene Ontology annotation, cellular component: Golgi membrane. NCBI's taxonomy places the organism in Eukaryota, Metazoa, Mollusca, Bivalvia, Pectinida, Pectinidae. Bases 28 to 552 code for a protein of 174 amino acids. The record is from RefSeq and is a predicted model, not a curated record. Gene Ontology annotation, biological process: mannose metabolic process; N-glycan processing; protein deglycosylation. The transcript has 3 exons. Gene Ontology annotation, molecular function: alpha-mannosidase activity.